AUUCUAUCCCCAAAGCCCGGAUCCAUUCUAUCCCCAAAGACCGGAUCCGAGGUUCAAGCGCCUUGUUCUCGGCCGAACAUAAACAAAGCUCGAAGAUGUCUACAACAGGAGCAGAGUACGUGAAGGACGAGUCGGGGCAGUGCUUUAUUCCUCCUUCGCAGCGGCCAGAUGGAACAUGGCGGAAGGCGCGUCGUGUCAAGGACGGAUAUGUGCCACAGGAGGAGAUGCCGCUCUAUGAGAGCAAAGGCAAGCAAUGGGCUAAGAGCCGAUCAGAGUAUCCAGUUGGGCUGAAUCCCACAGACAUUGCUGCUGCAAAGGCUCGUGUGCAGGAAAGGGAGAACUGCAUUCCAGGGCUUGCUCCACAGGCCAAGCAAGGAGGCUUAUCCAAGUCCCAGAAAAAGAAAGCAGCCAGGAAAAAGGCAUCUACAGCUGAGGCAGAGAUCACAAAUGCCCUCGAGGACACCCACAUUGCGGAGCCUGUGUCGGGCAAGAAGCAAGCCGUGGCCACAGACCCUGCCAAGCGGUUACGUAAUCUCAGGAAGAAGUUGAAAGACACAGAGAAGUUGGAAAGACAGAUUGAGAGUGGAGAGCUGAAGAACCCUGAACCGGAGCAGCGAGAGAAGGUCAAAAAGAAAGCUGAGCUCAUUCUGCAGAUAGAGGAGCUGGAGAAGGAAGUGGGAAGCAAUUAGUCAUUAGGAGAGUGAGAGAACGAGGAGAGGAAGCAUAUAAAUUUAUAUAAAAGAAAUAAAGGAGAAAGUCUUAAGAGUGGAAUAAUGAGUAGAUAAAAGUUGACAAAGAAUGAUUUGGAGGGAAGACAAAAGGUGACAUUGUUAUGUAUAAGUUUGGUGUUAGACAGGGGAGCUGCUUCAGAAACAGCCUUUUAGACUUUUUUUCUACUUUACAUUGUCACAAGCUUAAGACAAUAAAAAUGAUGGAACUUUAAGAAAGAGAUCCAGAAAAGUCCUGUAAAUACUGGAAAACUAAGAAGAGAAAAAGCUUUGUAUUAGUGAAUGAGUGCUACUACAAUUUAAAAUUGAGCUUGCAGCAAAAUUAAAAAAGAGAACGUAAUUGAUAACCACAGAAUGCAGUGUCACCAGUCAUUGAGAAAUAUAAAAAUUGUACUGUUCACAGUUUGUAUUCUGGAAAGAUUCAAAAAGAAAAAUGCAGAUUUAAAUGGUUAAAGAUUAAUGGUGAAAAAACGUUUACUUCCAGUUGUAAUGAGUUGUUUUAUGACUUUGGAAAUUUUAUCUUUCUACAGGUUUAAAAAAUAAUGGUAUGAAAUUGAUUUUUUUGCCCCUUAGAUUGUGAUGUUUAUGAGUAGCAUAUGAGUUUAAAAGAUCAGUAGUAAUAGGUAUUUGUAAUUGUUUUGGUUUGAUGUUUAGUGUUGAUAAUCCUUGUUAUUUUUAGUAUGUUGUUUGCCCUCUUCACAGAAAUAUGUUGAUUUUUUCUACACCAUAUAAAAUAACACCCAGACAUGGUAUUAUGUUAAAUAAACAUGAAAAAGAAAUGUGUCCAUGAAAUGAUAAACUUUUUGCAAAUUUUAUACAUGCAUUUAAAAGAAGAGUUCUGAAGCCUAUAUAUAUACAUAUAUUUUUCUGAUGUGUAUGGGAUAUUUUUUUUUUUUUUUUCAUUACUGUUUUAGAUGUUGCAUUGUGGGAACUGUGUUGCAAAUAAAUUUUUCUCAAAGCUA
Messenger RNA from Penaeus indicus, 1690 nucleotides. RefSeq names its product partner of Y14 and mago-like (gene Pym). The transcript has 5 exons. Lineage: Eukaryota; Metazoa; Arthropoda; Malacostraca; Decapoda; Penaeidae. Gene Ontology annotation, cellular component: exon-exon junction complex; cytoplasm. The record is from RefSeq and is a predicted model, not a curated record. Gene Ontology annotation, biological process: exon-exon junction complex disassembly. Bases 96 to 689 code for a protein of 197 amino acids. Gene Ontology annotation, molecular function: RNA binding.